Messenger RNA from Recurvomyces mirabilis, 591 nucleotides. RefSeq lists its product as uncharacterized. Lineage: Eukaryota; Fungi; Ascomycota; Dothideomycetes; Mycosphaerellales; Teratosphaeriaceae. Bases 1 to 591 code for a protein of 196 amino acids. The transcript has a single exon. The record is from RefSeq and is a predicted model, not a curated record.
AUGCUUCUAUACGUAAAGAAGCUACGCUUCCGCAGGACCAUCGAGGAUGAAGACAGACGACGUCAGAAGGAUAUGGAGACCGAGCGAUUCGCGUCCCUGAGACGUGAGAGCACAUUGCGCCGGAUCAUUGAGGAAGAAGCUCGCAAUUCCGAUCUCAGGGGGCUGCAGGAUCGACACAGACUGAUUAGCAAUCAGGACCAUGAGCGCUCAGCUCAGCAACAGUCAAUUGAAGAUUCGUCCCGCCAAAAGACACUCGAGCACGCGAAAAGUAUGGUCAAGGUCUCACAAGCCGGGCUCGACAAUCAGAACAGAGCAGGGUUGGCGCACGCAACGAGUCUGGUUCAGAUUAGACGAGCUGAGAAAGAGCACAGCGCGGGGCUUGACAGGCAGAUCGAGUACGAUGGAGAGCAAACGUCCAAUCGACAGUACGAGCGUAAGAAGCAGCUGAUUGACUUUGAGAACGAGAGCUUCCAGACCCGCGCCAGAACCAUGGCCACCUAUGCGCAGCAGAUAAAAGCUGCACAGCAAUACAUUGGAGGCUCGAAUGUGCUUCGUAUUGGCGGCGGAAGCGUUCAUGACAUGCCGGACUGA